Messenger RNA from Phytophthora sojae, 810 nucleotides. RefSeq lists its product as hypothetical. The record is from RefSeq and is a predicted model, not a curated record. The transcript has 2 exons. Bases 1 to 810 code for a protein of 269 amino acids. Gene Ontology annotation, molecular function: carbonate dehydratase activity; zinc ion binding. Lineage: Eukaryota; Oomycota; Peronosporomycetes; Peronosporales; Peronosporaceae.
AUGAAGUCCAUCGCCUCGAUCCCCGCUAUCCUCGCUGCCUCCGUCCUGACCGCCUCCGCCGAAGUGGCGACGGACACCGUUUGGGGCUACCGCGCCAACGACCCCAGCAUGGUGCACUCGUCCAAGUGGGCUGAGCACUGGGAGGCGUGCGGCGGAGUGCGCCAGUCGCCCAUCGACAUCAAGACGGUGGCCAAGUCGCCCGCGUGCCAGCCGAGCCCGAUCAGCUUCAGCGGCUCAUGCUCCCAGUACAACCUGACCGAGCCGCACGAGCCGCUCGAGGUGGACAUCAUCGGAGGCGACUGCGUUGCGACUGUGAAUGACGCGGCGUACAACAUGGCCCAGUUCCACCUGCACGCUCCGUCGGAGCACACUGUGGACGGCAAGGCCCACGACGCCGAGAUCCACUUCGUGCACAUGAGAAACAACAGUUCUGCGUUGAUGGUCGUUGGCAUCUUCCUCGACAUCGCCCCCACGUCGGACGUCUGGCUGGGACCUCUUCUUGACGCGCUUGAGAACGUCAACUCGACGGAGCACCAGAACGAGGCUAUCACGGUGGAGCUUGAGUCCUACUCAGAGCUCAUCCAGAAGGCCAGCAAGACCGGCGGCAUCUACAACUACCCGGGCAGCCUCACGACUCCGGGUUGCGAUGAGACUGCGGACUGGUGGGUCGUGAUGAACCCGAUCCAGAUCUCGUCGGCUGACUUCGACCGCCUUCACAAGGACCUGUUGGUGUACCACAUCACGGACGACGGCAACAACGCGCGCCCUGUGCAGCCUCUCAACGGCCGCACUGUGACGCGCUACGACUAG